Plasmodium gallinaceum is the source of this 2538-nucleotide messenger RNA. RefSeq names its product conserved Plasmodium protein, unknown function. NCBI's taxonomy places the organism in Eukaryota, Apicomplexa, Aconoidasida, Haemosporida, Plasmodiidae. The coding region runs from base 1 to 2538 and encodes 845 amino acids. The transcript has a single exon. The record is from RefSeq and is a predicted model, not a curated record.
AUGAAAAUUAAAUAUGCAAUUUUUAUUUUUAUAAUUUGUUGUUGUAAUAUAUUAUGUAAAGAAGAAAAUGUGAAAAAAUUGGAAUGCCAAGGUGUGUAUAUUUAUACAGAAAAAAAAAAACAAAAAGAUUUCUUUUUUGAAAAACCUCAUUUUGCAAUAUAUAAAGAAGAAAAUAAUGAUAUUUAUAAUUCGAAUGAACACUUUAAUGGAUUAUCAAUUUUUAUAAAACAAAAAGUAAAAAAUUACGAAAAAGAUAAAAAAAAAGUUUUUUACAACUUUUUGUGUAGAAUAUAUUAUGAAUAUUUCUCUUCUUCCAUAUGUGAAGACAUAUUAUUAAGUACUAACUUAAAAAAAGAGAAUAAGAAAAAGGAGAAUAAGAAAAAAAAGAAUUUUGAAUAUAUUUCUCAUUUAAGUAGAAAUAUUAAUGGAUUGUAUAUAAGUAAUAAAUAUUUUGAAAAAUUGUAUAAAAACUGUUCUUUUAAUAUUAAUAAUUACAUAAAUAAAAGUUGUUUAUCUCAUAAUUAUAUUCUAUUUAAUUGGAGAAAUGAAAGAGAUAUAACGAAAUUAAAAGAACAUAAAAAUAAAGAUGAAAUAGAAAAUAAAGAUGUAUGGUCUUUCAUUUAUAUAUCUAAAACUGAUUUAAUAAAAGCUCAUUUUGGUUUUUAUAUGAAAAAAUUUUUUUUUCAAACAUUAAAAAAAAAAAAUAAAGGAAUUUAUUUCCUUUUUGAUUUUUUUAUUAGGAAUAAUAUUUUAAAAAAUAUAUCUAUAAUAAAUUUUAUUGAGAAGGUAUAUUUUGAUGAAAACAAAAAGGAAAAUUUCCAAGGAGAUUCAUUAAUAUAUAAAUAUGUAUUUAAUAUUUCUUUUAGUAUGUAUAUUAAAAAUUAUAAAAAUAUUGAUAAUAUAUCUUUUUUUUUUUCUAAAUUUUAUUGUGAAGAUAAGAAGAAUAAACUAUUUUUUAUGAAUAGUUUUUUUAAUAAUCAUAUAUAUAUCUAUUCAAAGGAUAGCGGUAAAUCAAUAAAAUAUGAAAAUAAUAUAUAUUCAAAUGGUAUUGAGAAAAAAAUAUUUUUAUUAUCUUAUAUUUAUUCCAAUAUUGUAAUUAAAAAUAAAGAGGAAAAUAUAAAAAUAUAUUCCUUUUUAAAUUACGAUAUUAAGGAUUUUCCAUUUUUGUUUCAUGAUAAUUUCUAUGAUAUUAAUGACUAUAUAAUUUAUAAUGAAAAAUUAAAUGAAAUAAUAUCUAAAAAAAGUAUAUUACAUGUUUAUGUAAAUAAAGUGAUAGAAAACGAAGGAAUGAAUAAGGAAACAAAAACAAUCAUAAAUAUUCGUAAUACAAAAAAUAAUUAUAAAGAUUUUUUUUUUUUAAAGAAAUGUCAAAUUAUUGUAGUUGAUUUGUAUCCUAAUAAUAUAAUAAUAGAUAAAGAAAAAACUGAUAGCCAUUUGAAAUUUUCAUAUGUUGAUAUAGAAAACUAUAAAAAUGAGUCAUCACAUAUUAUAACAAAAUAUGAAAAUGAAAAUUUAUUUAAAAAAAUUAAUUAUACUAAUAUAAUUAGUAACAUAAGUAAUCGCCUAUAUUUGAAUUUAGAUAAUGUAAUAACUUAUAAAUGUAAUAAAAUUUCUCAAAAAAAAUGUUUAGGUAAAUUAUAUUUUUAUAAAAACAAUUUUUCUAAUAAUAUGAAAAAUGAUGUAUUUAUAAAAUAUGGAAAAAGGUUAAUAAAAAAUAAUGGUGUUCUAAAAAAAAGUUAUAAUAACGAUGAACAAAAAGUUUUAAGUAAAACUAAAGUACAUAAUUGUUUAAAUUGCAAUGAUAACUAUUUCACCUUUUCAUAUAAAACUCCUUUACAUAGUCGUUAUGUAGCCCCUUGUUAUAAAAAUUUAUGCACAAAUUAUGACAUAGUAAUUAUCUCCAAUGCUAAACCUUUUCUAAUGUGUAAAGAUAAGAAUAAUAGACAGAAUAACAGAUUAAAUAAAAUAUAUGAAAAUGAUUCAUAUGGAAUUAAUAAUAAUUAUAGUAAUAUUACAAUUUUUGCUGACUCAAAGUAUGUUUAUAUAAAUAAGGAUGAAAACAUUUUAUCUGUGUAUACAAAAGAUUUCUAUAUAUAUUUGAAUGAAAUUUCAUUUUACUCUUUUUUUAAUCAAAGAAAAAUGGAGAAAACAAAAGAUGAUAAAAUAUUACCUUCCGAAAAAGAAGAAAAAAAUGAUUACAUAAAUGAAAUAGAAAAUUUUUCUGAAGAUAAUAAUUUUUUUAAUGAUUUUGUAUAUAUAAGGACUAAAAAUAAUAAAAAAUAUAAAAUAUUUAAUUUCAAUAAAAUUCAUAAUGAUAAAAAACUUCCGUACAAUAUUAUAGAAGCAAAUAAUGUGAAAAAAUUUGAUAUCCCUAUAUACUAUAAUUUUUAUUAUUCUAAAAAGCCUUAUUCUGAUAUUGUAUAUUUAUAUUCAAUACCUAGAGGUAAUGAAAAUUAUUUGUUUGUUUUAUAUUUAUCUUCAUUUGUUUCAUUUUUUUUAAUUAUAUGUACUUUUUAUAUAUCAUAUAAAUUUCCUUAA